CCUCUCAAAAACGACCGGUUUGUGAUUAACAAAUCACGAUAUGAUUCAAUCGAUUGCUAUAUAUCCACCGACAAUACUUUGAAACCCGAAUAUAACGACCUGGACUUGGUUUAUGACAAGAAAAUUUUUGAAAAAUUAGUGAACAAUGGGGUUGACGAGCUGAUGGCACGUCACAUAUCGCAUUUGUUUAUUCGUGAUCCUCUAAUUAUUUUCAAAGAAACCUUGAAUCAAGGUGAUAAUGUCUCGGAUCAUUUUGAGAACAUCCAAUCCACCAAUUGGCAAACAAUGCGUUUCAAACCUCCACCACCAGAUUCCAACAUCGGAUGGCGAGUGGAAUUUCGUAGUAUGGAAGUUCAAAUUUCCGAUUUUGAAAAUGCUGCAUUUGCAGUCUUUAUUGUGUUGUUGACGCGCGUGAUAUUAAGUUAUGGAUUAAAUUUUUAUAUCCCAAUAUCAAAAGUUGAUGAAAAUAUGGGCAUUGCCCAUAAACGGGAUGCAGUUUUGCUUGAAAAGUUUUGGUUUAGAAAAAAUGUGUUUCAGAAUGACCCGAAAAAUGGCAC
Molecule: messenger RNA, 557 nt
Organism: Acaulospora morrowiae
Lineage: Eukaryota; Fungi; Glomeromycota; Glomeromycetes; Diversisporales; Acaulosporaceae
Source: the annotation of a GenBank genome assembly